This is a messenger RNA of Lycium barbarum (goji berry), 5011 nucleotides long. RefSeq names its product myosin-2-like. Gene Ontology annotation, cellular component: actin cytoskeleton; cytoplasm; myosin complex. The transcript has 24 exons. Gene Ontology annotation, molecular function: ATP binding; microfilament motor activity; actin filament binding. The coding region runs from base 742 to 4335 and encodes 1197 amino acids. The record is from RefSeq and is a predicted model, not a curated record. NCBI's taxonomy places the organism in Eukaryota, Viridiplantae, Streptophyta, Magnoliopsida, Solanales, Solanaceae. Gene Ontology annotation, biological process: vesicle transport along actin filament; actin filament organization.
AAACAAUAAACUAACGCGUAACAUGCGCACACAUCUUUUUUUUCUUGCUUCUGAAUAAACAUUUCUCAUUUUCUUUCUUCUUCUCCUCCAUUUUUUUUCCCCUUGUUUUCUCCAUAUGUUUGUUCCUUAAUCCUCUAUCUUUAACCUUAAUUAGCACAUGUUUCAACCUCGUAAUACGUGAAAAAUUUACAAUAAACCAUUUGUCUAUAUAUCACCUUGUUCUUAGAUUUUUUUUUUUUUUUUUUUUUUAAUUUUUAGCUUUCCAAAACUUUCAUUUCCCACAAUAUUCAUUUCACUUGAGGAAGAAACACAAGCUCUAUCUGUCAUUUUUUCUUAGCUGAAAUCAAACAUAAUUUCGAGGAAUCCGAGGUUUUAUUGCAUCUUUUUUUUUAAUUGGAAUUUGAUGUUCAUGUUCAAGAACCCCACGUAGGAAUCCUGAACAUGUAUUGAUUUUUGAAAUCUAAAAAAGGGUUUUUGAGAUUGUGGGGUUGUUCAGAUUUGAUUGAAACUACAUUUUACAGCAUAAAAUUUCUAAAAAUAGAAACUUUUUUUUUUCUUUUCCAUAUUUUUGAUUGGAAUUUUCAGGUUGAAAUUUGUUGGAACCCCACAUAGAAAUCUUGAACAUGUGUUGAAUUCUGAAAUUUUCUUAGGAUUGUGGGGUUGAAUGAAACUACAUUUUACAAGGGAAAGUUUCUAAAAAAAGAAAGAAUUUUUUUUUUUAUCCAUUUUUGGAAACCAGAAAUGUUGUCUGUUUCAGCACCUUCAAGAACUCUUAGUUCUUUAGAAGAAAUGCUUGAGUCCCUCAAGCAAAGGGAUGAAAAUGAAAAGCCUAAAGAUUGCCCACCGGCAUUACCUUCCCGUCCCAAGUUAGCUUCAAGAACUAGACCUCCUUCUCCAAAAAGAACAAUGCCCAAUACCCCCGAAAAACGGGACAUUGAAAUGGACAAUGGUAAAAGAGAAGUGGUGUUUGGAGUCAAAAAGGGUAAAGAGAUUAUGGAUUCUAGUAGUGAGUCACCAUAUGUGAAUUCAACAUUUGAAAAGGGAUGUAGACAGAGAUUUUGGGAAAAAGAUGGUGUGAAGAUUGAUAACAGGUUUCCUUAUUCGCUUCCAAAGUUUCGGGAGGAUGAGUGGGAUGACAAUAUCAGUUAUUUUAUUGAGAAGAAGCUUCGUGUUUGGUGCCGUCUGAAAAGUAGACAGUGGGAACUAGGACAAGUGCAAUCAACUUCUGGAGACAAAGCUUCAGUAUUGCUUUCUGAUGGCAGUGUUGUGGCAGUGCCCGUUGGAGAGCUUUUACCUGCAAAUCCAGAUAUUCUUCAGCGUGUGGAUGAUCUCAUACAACUUUGUUAUCUUAAUGAGCCAUCAGCUGUUCACAACCUCCAACAGAGAUACGCUCAGGAUAGAAUAUAUACUAAGGCAGGGCCUGUUCUAAUAGCAGUCAAUCCCUUCAAAGAGACGGAAUUAUAUGGGAACGAACUUGUUACAGCUUACAGGCAGAAACUGUUGGAUAAUCCUCACAUUUAUUCUAUUGCUGAAACUGCCUACAGUCAAAUGAUGGAAGAUGAAAUAAAUCAAUCCAUCAUCAUAAGUGGGGAAAGUGGAUCUGGGAAGACGGAAACAGCAAAAUUUGCAAUUGGUUACUUGACUAUGAUUAAUGGAGGCAACAAUCAGAUAGAAAGUGAGCUGCUGCAGACAAGUUGCAUAUUGGAGGCUUUUGGGAAUGCCAAAACCCUCAGGACUAACAACUCCAGUCGAUUUGGAAAGUUGACUGAAAUUUAUUUUAGUGUAGAGGGAAGAAUUUGCGGUGCUAAUGUACAAACAUUUCUUCUUGAAAAGUCAAGAGUGGUUCAACUGGCUCGUGGAGAGAGGUCUUACCAUAUCUUUUACCAACUAUGUGCUGGGGCUCCUUCUGCUUUGAGAGAUAAACUUAAGCUGAAAGGUGCUUCAGAGUACAACUUUCUCAACCAGAGUGAUUCCUUGGUGAUCCAUGAUGUUGAUGAUGCAAAGAAGUUUCAUGUGCUUGUGAAAGCCCUGAACACGGUGGGGAUUCCUGAAAGAGACCAAGAGCAUGCUUUUCAGAUGGUAGCUGCAGUUCUAUGGCUGGGUAACAUAACGUUCCAAGCUAAUAGCAAUGGAAACAAUGUUGAAGUUGUGCAAAGUGAAGCCGUUAUAAAUGCUGCUAGCUUGAUGGGCUGUAGUGCCAAUGACCUCAUGCUCGCUUUAUCAACCAGGAGAAUGCAAGUUGGCAAGGAUAAGGUUGUCAAGAGUUUAACCAUGCAACAGGCAACUGAUACAAGAGAUACAUUGGCCAAGUUCAUCUAUGCAAACCUGUUUGACUGGAUAGUGGAUAAAAUUAAUAAAUCUCUUGCAAUGGGUGAAGAGAAGACUGGUAGAAUCAUAAAUAUCUUAGAUAUUUAUGGUUUUGAAUCAUUUGAGAGAAAUAGCUUUGAACAAUUCUGCAUAAACUAUGGAAAUGAGAGGCUCCAGCAGCAUUGUAACCGACAUCUGUUCAAACUUGAGCAAGAAGAAUAUGAAUUGAAUGGAAUUGAUUGGACAAAAGUAGAUUUUCAAGAUAACCAAGAGUGCUUGGAUCUUUUUGAGAAGAAACCCGCUGGGAUAAUAUCUUUAUUGGAUGAUGAAUCAAAUUUUCAUAAAGCGACUGACUUGACCUUUGCCGAUAAGCUUAGGCAGAACCUGAAAGCUAACCCUUGCUUCAGAGGAGAUAAAGAAGAAUUUGGCAUUCGCCAUUAUGCUCGAGAGGUUAUCUAUGACACAAGUGGCUUCUUGGAGAAGAAUAGAGAUGCAGUGCAUUCUGACAUUAUUCAACUACUCUCAUCAAGCAGUGAAGACUUACCCAAGUUGUUUGCCUCCUCUUUUGCUAAUCAGUCCAAGAAAACAGCAAGUCCAUCAAUCCAUAUUGAGAUGUCAGACUUUCAGAGGCAAACAGUUGCUACUAAAUUUAAGGAUCAGAUGUUCAAAUUGAUGCAGCAGUUGGAAAGUACUGUGCCACACUUCAUUUGUUGCAUAAAACCGAACAAUAAGCAGGUUCCUGGCAUGUACAAUAAUGAUCUCGUCUUUGAGCAGCUCAGAAGCUACGGUCUUCUUGAGGUUGUUAGGAUCUCUAGGUCUGGGUAUCCUACUAGGAUGACGCAUCAAGAAUUCUGUAAAAGGUACAGCGUCCUUCUUCCAGAAAACCAUGAAUGCAAAGAUCCAUUAAGCAUGUCAGUUUCCAUUCUGCGGCAGUUUGAUAUCCUUCCCGAAAUGUACCAAGUUGGGUAUACAAAGUUAUAUUUCCGGGCAGGACAGAUUGCUGUGCUGGAGGAUGUCAGGAAACAAGUUAUGCAAGGCAAUCUCGAGGUGCAGAAAUGCUACAGUGGUCAUCAUGCUCGUCAUCACUUCCAUGAGCUUGAAGGAGGAGUGAUCAUACUCCAAUCAUUUGUUCGUGGUGAAAUUGCUAGAAGGCAAUAUAAGGCUUCUCUGGAGUCGAAACGAAAAGUUGCUAACAAAGAAAAUGAUGAGCAGCUGCUGGCUGUUGUGCAGAUACAAUCAGCUAUUCGUUGCUGGCUGGCUCAGAGGCAUCUCAAUCAACUGCAGAAUUUGAAAAAGUUAAAUCAAGACAGAAAGACUUUGGAGGUGAAAGUUAAACCAUCCAGAAAGACUUCGGAGCAGGACUUGCCUGUAGAAACUUUACCUUCUGUUGUAGAAGACCUCGAAAGGCGGGUUAUGGUGGCUGAGGCAAACCUUGAAGAGAAGGAAAAGGAAAAUGCUGCCCUAAAGGAGCAUGUAAUUCAAUUGGAGUCCCGAUGGUCAGAUUAUGAGGUCAGGAUGAGGUCGAUGGAGGAGAUGUGGCAAAAGCAAGUGGCAUCAUUGCAGCAGGCAAGUUUAGCUGCAGCCAAGAAGAGUCUCCUUGUUGACAAUCCUGCCGGUCACCCUGGAAAACUCGAAGGUUCCCCAUCUCCUUGCGGCUAUGAAUCUGAAGAAACAAUAACAUCUAUGGGGACCCGCACUCCUGGGGGCAGCACUCCUAUAGAAUAUGCUAGCAGCGGUAAUAGAGAGAUUAAUGGCGGUUUAUGUGUAGUCAAUUACCUUAACAGGGAGUUUGAGCUACGAAAACAAAAUUUUGAUGACGAAGCCAUGGCGAUCACUCAGCUGAAGUCAGAGCAGUUACAUUCUACUAAUCCUGCAGAAGAUUUUCGAAGACUGAGACACAGGUUUGAGGAAUGGAAGAAAGACUACAAGGCUCGGUUAAAGGAGACAAAGGCGAAGGUAAACAAGCUUGGUUAUUCAGAAUCCGAGAAAACUCGUAGAAAUUGGUGGGGAAAGAAGAGCAAAAGAUAGCAACUUUAAAUAAUAAUUCUUCUUCGUCAUCAUUGUCAUUUUUGUGUGAAAAUGUAUAGCUGAACAUAAAUUAUACCCAACUAUGGGUACUUAGCGUAGCGGAAUUAGUGGAGACCUGGAAAAGUAGUGUGCUCCGAAAAGGAUCCACUCUGAUCCAUCUCCUUAGAUAGUUCAGUUCUGGUCCUGUUUGUGAAUAGCCUGUUGUAGACUGUUAGUUUCUGAACAUUGUAUUAUACAUAUAUGUUGGACUUAGUUCGACGAAAAUGGACUAGGAAUUUCCUAGUCCAGAGUGUGUUGCAGCAGUUGUGAUGGAUUGGUUGGAACUGUAGAAGAAUGAUUACUAGGUGUAAUUUUUUUUUUUUUUUUAACAACUCUAUAAGUGUUCAAACAUGAUUUCAUUUUGCUUAUUACAUAUAUAUUUCUGGGCUGGUGAUACAUGAUAUUAGAAGUUGUAGAAACAGUUCAGAGGUUUACUGUCCGCAUUAGCAAUUAGUUAGUCCAUUAAUUAGUUGAGUUAGUUAGAAAUAUUUCUAAUAGUUCAUUGGCGGGAAAGUUGGUUAGAGUUGGUUAUGAGCUGUUUUGUAGAAUUAGCUAUAAGUAGUUCAAGAUUCCACAAUUGUAAUCAUUCCUGGAUAUUACUUUGAUUCUUAAUACAAGAACUCUACUUUCUCUCUCA